Molecule: messenger RNA, 4846 nt
Organism: Rattus norvegicus (Norway rat)
Lineage: Eukaryota; Metazoa; Chordata; Mammalia; Rodentia; Muridae
Source: RefSeq, a predicted model, not a curated record
AGAGAGCACCUGUUACCUCUGGGUGGCCGCCAGCGCCCUCCUUGCCCUCUCUGGGACGCCGCUUGUCCCCCGCACCCCCUCGCUCCGUCUAUUUAUAGCGCUUGUCCUCACUGGCCCAUUUCGGGUAGUGUGAUCAGUCAGGUCUGCCCGGCUGCGCCCUCGCGACCCCGCGCCUUGCCCAGUCACCGCGCCGUGGCGGCGGAGCGAGCGGGCCGGGCAGCAUCGAGAAUGCUUCAUGGCAUCUCCAUUGAUUUGUGAGCAAUCAGAAAUGUAAAUAGCUCCUCAGGAAUCAAGCUAAGCCCAAAGAAGCCUCACUUACCAAUUUCAAGGAGUGCAUCAUGGAGAGCAAGACUGAGGGAAAGGGAAAACACCAGCACAGCUUGAACUUACUAGAUAAAAUUAAGACUAUGAAAGAAUUAGAAGAAAUGGUUGAUGUAGUGCUCAUAGCAGAAGAGGAGAAAUUUCCUUGCCACAGACUGGUCCUCGCUGCCUUCAGUCCUUACUUCAAGGCUAUGUUCACCUGCGGACUACUUGAGUGCACUCAGAAGGAGGUCAUACUCUAUGACAUCACAGCAGAAAGUGUGUCAGUGAUACUAAACUAUAUGUACAGUGCUGUUCUGGAGAUCAAUAAUGCCAACGUACAGACCGUAGCAAUGGCCGCCUAUUUUAUGCAGAUGGAAGAAGUCUUUAGUGUGUGCCAGAACUAUAUGAUGGACCACAUGGAUGCCUCCAACUGCAUAGGAAUUUAUUACUUUGCGAAACAAAUUGGAGCAGAAGAUUUAUCUGAUCAGUCAAAGAAGUAUUUAUAUCAGCACUUCGCUGAGGUAAGCCUUCACGGAGAAAUACUAGACAUCGAAGCUCACCAGCUUCUGGCACUUAUUAAGUCUGAUGAUCUGAAUAUAUCCAGGGAAGAGAGCAUUCUGGACUUGGUUCUGAGAUGGGUAAAUCAUAACCAAGCUUUGCGCACAGAGCAUCUGGUCGAGCUUUUGAAGCAAGUCAGAUUGGAACUUAUAAAUGCAUCCUUCCUAAGACAGGCCCUCAGGAGAAACACGAUGCUCCUUUGUGAUGGCAGUUGCAUUGAUAUGAUCCAGAAUGCAUUCAAAGCCAUCAAGACACCCCAGCAGCACUCCUCUAAUCUCCGCUAUGGCAUGGAGACCACCAGCCUUCUGCUUUGCAUUGGGAACAAUUCAUCUGGAAUCAGAUCACGGCACAGGAGCUAUGGGGAUGCCAGUUUUUGUUAUGACCCCGUGUCACAGAAGACCUAUUUUAUCUCAUCGCCCAAGUAUGGGGAAGGUUUGGGAACAGUGUGCACUGGGGUAGUCAUGGAAAACAAUACCAUAAUUGUGGCUGGAGAAGCAACUGCCACUAGGCUUUCUAGGCAAAAGAGCAAGAAUAUUGAAAUCUAUAGGUAUCAUGAUAGAGGAAACCGGUUUUGGGAAAAGUUAUGCACAGCCGAAUUCCGAGAGCUCUAUGCUCUGGGCAGCAUUCAUAAUGACCUCUAUGUCAUAGGAGGACAGAUGAAAGUUAAAAACCAGUACCUCAUUACAAACUGUGUUGAUAAGUACUCGGUAGAUCAAGACAACUGGAAACGAGUGUCUCCCCUUCCACUGCAGUUGGCUUGUCAUGCUGUGGUAUCAGUAAACAAUAAACUGUAUGUCAUCGGAGGCUGGACCCCUCAGAUGGAUCUUCCCGAUGAAGAGCCUGAUCGAUUAAGCAACAAACUGUUGCAGUAUGACCCCAGCCAAGAUCAAUGGAGAGAGCGCGCACCCAUGCAGUACUCUAAGUACCGAUUCAGUGCAGCCGUCGUCAACAGUGAGAUCUAUGUUCUGGGUGGAAUUGGCUGUCUGGGCCGAGACAAGGGACAAGUUCGGAAAUGCCUUGAUGUGGUGGAGAUCUACAACCCCGAUGGGGACUUCUGGAGGGAAGGCCCGCCUAUGCCAAGCCCCCUCCUCUCACUGAGAACCAAUUCCACCAGCGCGGGUGCCGUGGAUGGGAAGCUUUAUGUCUGCGGUGGAUUUCAUGGAGCAGAUCGCCAUGAGGUUAUCUCCAAAGAGAUUCUGGAGUUGGACCCUUGGGAGAACCAGUGGAACGUUGUGGCCGUCAAUGUCCUCAUGCACGACAGCUAUGACGUCUGCCUGGUAGCUAGGAUGAACCCCCGGGACCUCAUCCCACCACCCUCAGAUCUGACCGAGGAAGAUGGUGACCGCAGACAGCAGAGAUGAGGAACUCCAAGCGGAAGAGGCUACAGCUAGAGAAGUGAUGGCCUGGCAGCCAUGCUUGGGCUGCUCAGAAUGCAAACCGCAGCAUACUGUGUGACGCUGACGUUCUCACUGCAUGCAUAGCAGCCCCUGCAUAAAGCGGCACUGAGCAGCGGCAGGGGGAGGGGGUGCAGGGUCUUCCCUCAGGGGCAACCCAGACUGGUAAAGUAGAUAUAGGAGUGCAGGGCAAACAGUGAGGAUGCAUAGGGGUAGGACAGGGUGCAGAGGAGAGCAGCACCUUGCUCUGCUGGGGACUCAGGAAUAUGGCCAAGCAGUCCCAUAGGUGCUUUUGAUGCUGAGGUGGUGGGAAAGGACAAAGGUACUAAAGUAGGAAAGCAGGUGCGUGUCCGGGGAUCUAGUCCAGCCUGGCCACACCGCUUGCACACAGCAUUUGCCGCUGAAAGGUUAGACCUAGGUGACCAGUGCCUGAAAGAGGAAGGACAUAGGCCUGGGCCUGGGUGCAGAGCCAUCUCUCUUGGAGCUUUGCCCCAGCACAGUCUGUUAGAACCGCCCAAACUACAUACAGCAGCCGUGCCCACUGUGGCCCUGCCUGUGGCCAAAUGUUCAUGCCUGUUGCCAUGGGCCACCAUGAGCAGAGCAUUCCUAGACACAGAGGGUCCCACCUCUGGCUUAAUUCUGAGUGUAUAGACUGAGCUUGCCCAGGUCUUGACUCAGCUCUCAGCUAUACAGGACCUUCCUAGGGUGGGGCUGAACGCAGCAUGUCUAAACACGAGGACCCAAAGUAGGCUCUGAAUGAGGAGGGAAAAGGCAUAUUGGCUACCUGCUGCCUCCUUCAGAUCCCUGCCCUGGCUGGGAGGGGGAAUGGGAGGGGGAGCUUACCUCAGUCCAAGCAUGGUGCAGUGAGCUCUCCCCAGAUAUAUUAGGGGUAUGUGCAAUUACAUGUGGAAACCUAUCCGUUUUGCUUCCAUUCACAUGUCUGGACGCACAGCAGAUCAAUACGUGACUGUUCUCUAACGUCACUAGAGCUCCUAUGUAAGCAGUGUGGACACCCUGGGGUCUUCCAGGAGGCUGCCAGAUCUUGCAUGGAGACAGCUCUUUAUCAAUGCAUACUCUCCAAGUUCCAACCUCUCCCUGACAGGAAAAGGGAUGCUCAAUCAAACUGGAGCCACUGACAUCACAGUAUUCUGCCCCCUGUGCCCACACAGGUGUGCCCCCAGAAGGCUACACUCUCAGAGGCAGGGGCCACACCUGUCUCUCUAGGUUACCCCCUCAGUCCCUGUCGCAGUACCUAGCACACGAAUGGAGUGUUGGAUGACUGAAGUACACAGCAUUUCUAAGCCAGGAUCUUGGUCUCUGAGCUCGUCUGGGACUUGGAUUUCAAUGCCCUCAUUGUGCCCCCCAGUGGAGGGUGGUGAUCUGAGGGUUUCUUUUCUCAGGGCAAAUCAGAGCUGCCCCAGGCAGACUGGGCAGAAGCUCUAAAGGAAAGGUCUCUGUUCCCCUGAGUGCCCUUCCAGAAUCUCUGUUCCUGCUCACCCACCCAGCAUAUUAGAAGCCACUUGUCCCCUGAUCAUGGGCUGCAGUGUGUCUUCUGAAUGCACAGCCAGGACCAUGGGCAGAACUUUGCAAAUCUUACCUUCCUCAUAUGCAGAAUAGGAAGGGAAACGCCACAUUCUUUACAGAGUUGAUGAGUGGACUGAGUUGGAAAACACUGAAUGAAAUACUGUGUUAAACACAAACACCAUGAACAGGUUUUAACUGCCGGCCUGUGUUGCUGUCACCAUAAUCAGUCUUUCCUGGGACAAAGUACAAAACAGAACCUGGGACCUUAAGGAAUCUCAGAUCUCAGGGAGAGAUGUGGUAAUUUAAGGUGGUUUCUAAUGUCCCCUGUGCUUGGUUCCCUCGGCGGUGAAUCCCUUCAGUAAGUAGGACCUUGAGACCAUAAGCAGAUGCCUGGGAGGCAUCACAUGGUAGUGAAAGCCAUCCUGGGCUAGGACACUGCCGCCGUCUAUGCUAGGGAUUAUGGGAACUUUCCAGGGGAUGCUAGGGGGAGGACAAAGGAGAAUAGCUGGUCUCCCUGGAGCAGACACGCCCUAGAAAUGUUUCAGCACUGGAGGGGAGGCUGGAGCGGGGAGCAUUCUCAGGCCUAUUCCGGGCAGGUACAGCCAAGGUCUCAGACUUGAGUUCCCUUCUACAUCUAGAACCCAGAGUCCGGGCUCGCUGACUGUGGUGCUCCCUUUCAGCUCUGGUGCUUCUCAUCUGCCUUUCCUAUUUGUGAUUCAAACCAACCUGUACUGCCCUCCCGGAGAACUAUUGUUAGAGAUUCCUUUUGGACAGACCUCCCUGCCACCCCUUCACAGGCAUUGAAGGUGUUCUGACACUGCUGGGAAGGCCUCUUAGAAAUGUCUACUGUUGGGGCUUCUUAUCUUUGUGACUCAGGAUUGCUGGAUGCCUAGUGAGAAAACACAAUGGGGAAGUAAUUUGGAUGCUGGGCUGAUAAAGGGCUGCAGCUGUCAGCCACACUGACUCAGUUUGUGCCCAGCAAGAGGCGGCAUUGUUCUCUGGCUGACUUUAUAAUGAGGAAAUGCUCUGAGUGCGGACUUACAGAAUACAUUUUUGCUAAUGAACAA